This is a messenger RNA of Spizellomyces punctatus DAOM BR117, 4154 nucleotides long. RefSeq names its product methionine synthase. Gene Ontology annotation, biological process: pteridine-containing compound metabolic process. The coding region runs from base 166 to 3978 and encodes 1270 amino acids. The transcript is spliced from 10 exons. Lineage: Eukaryota; Fungi; Chytridiomycota; Chytridiomycetes; Spizellomycetales; Spizellomycetaceae. Gene Ontology annotation, molecular function: cobalamin binding; zinc ion binding; methionine synthase activity. The record is from RefSeq and is a predicted model, not a curated record.
CCCCCCACACUCGCCCAUCAAGGCAAAGGGAACAAGGCCGCUCGCCCUCGCCAGCUCGGAAUUUGCUGCAAUUUCAGUGUUUUCGCCUUGCUACAGGUAUUAGCACUACAGGCCCACUUCCUCUUACGGCAACCCAUUCCUUUCCCUGACUUUGUCGAGUCUGUAAUGGCUGCCGGUGCGCCUUACCCAACGGGAAAAGUACCCGGCCAUGGUGCUGAGGUUGAAAAGUACCUUCAAAAGUGUCUGAAGGAGCGCAUCAUGUUUAUCGAUGGUGCCAUGGGCACUAUGAUCCAGCGCUACAAAUUCACUGAGGAAGAUUUCAGAGGAGAUCGGUUCAAGGACCACCCCAAGGACUUCUUGAAAGGAAACAACGAUAUGCUGUCUCUUACGCAGCCGAAAGCGAUUUACGACAUCCACUGUCAAUAUCUAGAAUCUGGGUCUGAUCUAAUUGAAACAAACACGUUCUCUUCAACGACAAUCGCCCAAGCCGAUUAUCUCAUGCAAGACUUGGCAUACGAGCUGAACAAGGUUUCGGCCGAACUGGCAAAGAAGGCGUGCGAAGAGUACACGAAGCGAGACCCAUCAAAACCCCGUUUCGUUGCUGGGGCUAUUGGACCUACUAAUCAGACUUUAUCAAUCUCUCCUUCGGUUGAAAAUCCUUCCUAUCGUGCAACGAACUUUGACGCUAUGGUGACCGCCUAUGCAGAACAGGUCCGGGGUCUCCUAGACGGUGGAAGCGAUUGUCUUCUAGUGGAAACCAUCUUCGACACUCUCAACGCUAAAGCCGCUCUGUAUGCCAUCGAUUUGAUUUUUGAUGAGGAGGGUUAUGACCGAUGUCCUGUUUUGAUCUCUGGUACCAUUGUUGACCAGUCCGGGCGAACAUUGUCAGGUCAAACCGGAGAGGCUUUUAUCGCGUCUGUCAGCCACUGCAACCCUCUUGCGAUUGGAUUAAACUGUGCUUUGGGUGCCGACCAAAUGCUGCCAUUUCUGCAGAACAUCUCAAAGAACAAUCCGACUUUCAUUAUAUGCUACCCGAAUGCAGGAUUGCCAAAUACAUUCGGUGAAUAUGACCAAUCGCCAGAAGACAUGGCUGAACAGGUCCGACCUUUCGCAGAGCUCGGGCUGUUGAACAUUGUCGGAGGAUGUUGCGGUACGACCCCGGCGCACAUAAAAGCGAUUGCUGACAUGUGUAAGGGCUACAAACCUCGUGUCCCGCCGGUCAUGGAUCCAGAUACGCUCAUUGUUUCCGGGCUGGAGACGCUGAAGAUUAAUAAAGCCACUGGAUUCGUAAACAUUGGAGAACGGUGUAAUGUAUCCGGUUCCCGGAUUUUUGCGAAAAAAAUCCUCAACGGCGCGUAUGAGGAGGCGUUGGCCAUUGGACGUGCCCAAGUGGAGAGUGGUGCACAGGUCAUCGAUGUUAACAUGGACGAGGGUUUACUGGAUGGCAAGGCUGCGAUGACGAAGUUUUUGAAUUAUAUUGCUUCCGAACCUGACAUCGCCAAAGUUCCUCUCAUGGUGGACUCUUCCAACUUUGAAGUGGUUUUGGCUGGUUUGAAGUGCGCACAGGGGAAAUGUAUAGUCAACUCUAUCAGCUUGAAGGAGGGUGAAGCAGAUUUCAUCAAGAAAGCCAAGAUUGUGAAGCGAUUCGGUGCCGCAGUCGUAGUGAUGGCUUUCGAUGAAGAAGGACAAGCCGUGGACACGCAGCGAAAGUACGACAUAUGCGCGCGAUCAUAUAAAAUCUUAACGGAGGUAGUUGGGUUCAAGGGUUGCGAGAUCAUCUUUGACCCAAACAUCUUGACCAUUGCAACGGGCCUCGAAGAGCACAACAACUAUGCCGUAGAGUUUAUUAACGUAUGUCGAAUUAUUAAAGCCGAGCUUCCCGGUGCUAAGAUCAGCGGUGGUGUAUCCAAUCUUUCCUUCUCCUUCCGUGGCAAAGAAGUCCUUCGUCAAGCUAUGCAUAGUGUGUUUUUGUACCAUGCGAUCAAAGCAGGGAUGGACAUGGGUAUUGUGAAUGCUGGUUUCUUAACGAUUUAUGAUGACAUUCCGAAGGAUUUGCUGGAGAUUUGCGAGAAUGCCAUCUGGAACCGCGACCCCGAAGUGACAGAAAAACUUCUAGCGUACGCUGAAACCCAUGGCAAGGAUGCGGUAAAAGGCGGCGAACAGACAGAGGCUUGGCGUAAUGAAAAUGUGGAGGGGAGGCUCAAGUACGCGCUCGUCAAAGGCAUAACAAAAUUCAUCGUGGAAGACACCGAGGAGGCUAGAUUGGACAAAGUGAAGUAUCCUCGGCCACUGAACGUCAUCGAGGGCCCUCUAAUGGCCGGCAUGUCGGUGGUUGGAGAGCUCUUCGGCGCUGGAAAGAUGUUCUUACCCCAGGUCAUCAAGAGUGCUCGUGUUAUGAAGAGUGCCGUAGCACAUUUGAUUCCAUUCAUGGAGGAGGAACGGUUAGCCAACCUUGCUGCCUCUGGCAUUGAUGCCGAAGACCCGAACGCGGCCUAUAAUGGAACCGUUGUGCUCGCAACGGUGAAAGGAGACGUACACGACAUUGGAAAGAACAUUGUGGGUGUUGUGCUGGGAUGCAACAAUUACAAGAUCAUCGACUUGGGAGUCAUGACACCCUGUGAGAAAAUUUUGGAGGCGGCGGCCAAAGAGAAGGCUGAUGUCAUCGGUCUUUCCGGCUUGAUCACCCCGAGUUUGGAUGAAAUGGUAUAUGUUGCACGGGAAAUGGAACGCAAGGGCUUGAAGAUUCCCCUACUUAUUGGUGGCGCAACAACCUCAAAGAUGCACACUGCUGUGAAAAUCGCACCACGCUACUCGAACCCGGCUGUCCAUGUGUUGGAUGCGUCAAAAUCCGUCGUCGUCGUCUCCUCCCUUCUCGAUGAUAAUGCCCGAGAAGAUUUUGUAGAGGACAUCGUCGAUGAGUACGAAGACCUUCGGGCGGAGCAUUAUGAUUCUCUGAGAGACCGUCGUUACUUGACGUUGAACGAUGCUAUUGCCAAGAAGGCGCAAAUCGAUUGGAAGGCGGAAACUAUUCCUUGCAAGCCGAAGUUCUAUGGUACCAAGACGCUGAAUGACUACGACCUUCGCAAAUUGGUAGCAUAUAUCGACUGGAAUCCCUUUUUCCAGACGUGGCAGCUCAGGGGAAAGUACCCUAACCGAGGGUUUCCCAAAAUCUUCAAUGACGAUACCGUUGGUGAGGAAGCGAAGAAGCUCUACGAAGAUGCGAAGGACAUGCUAGAGACCAUCAUCAACGAGAAGAUUCUCAAGGCAACCGCUAUUAUCGGAUUCUGGCCCGCGAAUGCUGUGGGGGAAGAUAUUGAGCUGUAUGCGGACGAAAACAACCGAGAAGAACCCGUUGCUAAGUUCUAUGGGCUCCGGCAGCAAGCCGAAAAAGACUCGGAAUCUGAUGAGCCUUAUUAUUCGCUUGCUGACUUUGUCGCUCCAAAAGACACGGGUCUACUCGACCACGUGGGAGCCUUUGCAGUGUCUUGCGGAUUUGGCGUGGACGAAAAAUGUGUCGAAUUUGAGAAACAGCAUGACGAUUACAGUAUCAUCAUGCUGAAAGCUUUGGCAGAUCGACUGACGGAAGCUUUGGCAGAACUUGUGCAUGAGGAUGUGCGAAAGAACUAUUGGGGAUACGUUCCAAACGAAGAGCUGACGCCUGAGGAGAUGCUGCAAGUCAAGUACCAAGGUAUUCGGCCAGCUCCUGGUUAUCCAAGCCAACCGGAUCACACCGAGAAAGAGACUAUGUGGAAGUUGAUGGGCAUUGAGAAGGAAACUGGAAUUGGGUUGACCGAGUCUUUGGCGAUGACACCCGCGGCGUCCGUCUCUGGUGUCUACUUUGGGCACAAGGAUUCCACAUAUUUUGCUGUAGGCAAAAUUAACAAGGACCAGAUUGAGGAUUAUGCGGGGCGGAAGAGCAUGAAGGUUGAUGUAGUUGAGCGAUGGUUGUCGUCUAACCUGUGUUACGAUAUCGAAUAAAACAGGGAAUUAAGGAGCAGAGGUGUUAUAGGAGUCAGAUAGGGACUGGUAGAGCAGGUAGACGGGGCUUUUGGCUGUUGUAAUAUAGAUUGCAGCUUGACGCAUGUAUAUUAAUCCAACGUGAUAUCGUUCUCUUUUUUUUGGACGGAAUGAUAUAAGAUUUUUACAUUGUGAUA